Molecule: messenger RNA, 978 nt
Organism: Plutella xylostella (diamondback moth)
Lineage: Eukaryota; Metazoa; Arthropoda; Insecta; Lepidoptera; Plutellidae
Gene: Dysb
Product: dystrobrevin binding protein dysbindin
Biological process (GO): negative regulation of protein kinase activity
Cellular component (GO): cytoplasm
Source: RefSeq, a predicted model, not a curated record
CUAUUGCUAUUGCUAUUGGCGCAAAAUGCUCGGCAAUCUUAAAGACUUCAUCUCAGUGGUGCAAGACGGGCUCAGUACAAACACGAAUCUGAGGCAAACCCUUCAAGAAGUGCAAAAAGUUAAGAACAUUUUCAAAGAAAAACAUAAACCAUCAAGUGAAUGCUUAGUAAACUAUGGAGCUGGUGGUGAGUUGCUUGAGAAAUACCAGGAAAGCUGGUCAGAAUUGCAUCAGCACGCCGACGAGAACGCUAAAGCUGCGGAGGAAGUGGACAAAGUGAUUCUAGAGUUGCAUGAAACUGCGAAAAAGCGCUUGCAGAAUGCCAACGAGAUGGCUCAGAACCUGGCGAACCUGCCGAACCUCACCUCCGCCGUGGCGCAGUGCAUGAACAGCUUGAAGAAUGUUCAGGCGCUUAUCAAGAGUGUUGAAGACGACUUGGUAGAAUUUGAGGACAUAAUUGAAAGAAGUAACAUGGAGAAGUGGAAAUUAGACCACCACUAUCACCUCAGUUUAUACAAGACUAAGAAGUUGGCUGCUCUCGAAGAGACGCGUCACAAACUGGCCAAAGAGAACACGGACAAGAGCAGCGAGCGCGAGAGACGGCAGCUGGCGGAGCUGCAGUACCGGCAGGAGGCCAGCGGCAUGCAGUUCCAGGUCGACGUGCAGCAGUACCUGGCCACUGGCUCUUUGCCUCCUGGUCCGACAUUGCCACCAAAGUUAUCCUUAGAACAAGUGCAGCUGGAUGAUGACCCGUCAGACCUAGAGAAGUUCCUCGACAGCUGAAGACAACUGGAACAGUGUUUAUGUGAACACAGGACUCUGGCCUAUCAUUCCAGUACAAGUGGUAUAGUUCUAUAGUAUUAGUGCAAUAUGUCCAAGAUUUUAUUAGUAAGUAUAUAUUAGAUAUAUUAGAUAGGUGUAAAUUAUAUUUACAUUUUAUAUUCUUGAAAAAGUUAAUAUAUUGAUAAUUCAAAGGAAAC